AUGCCAGAUGUGAGUUUUUUCUUGUUGGGGGGGAAUGAAAAUGAGAUGACCUUUGGUCGAAAAAAUUGAUUUUGUCUUGCGAAUUGUAUAAAUAAAAGAGGAAGAGUGUAGUUGUUGAACAAAUAUCCUGUUGCUUUGCAAAAACAAUUGUACUUGCAAAAUAGAAGGAACUUUUUUUUUGGAAAAACAAUUAUGGGCUUUUUUGUAAUAAAAUGGCAUAGAACCUUGAUAUUUUUUUUCAUGUAGGAAAUUUUCGAAAAAAAAACAUUAAUUUGAUCAGAGAGAACGUAAAAUUGAGAGAGUCUAGACUCUCUCAAUUUCACGUUGUCUCUAAUCAAAAUAAUAUUCUGUUGAAGUUUUCUGUGUGAGGGAAAAUAUUAAUUUUUGGUUAACCAGACACAAUAUUUUUUCAAAUUUUCACAAAAACCUCAAAAUUCAUCCCUUCCCUCUGUAGAACAAGAACGCAUCUCGUGAAAAAUCACAAGAACAAUCAUUUUUUUCGUCUUGAUUCGAUUCGUUGACAAAACACGUGUGUUUAUUGUCUUUCUUCUUCUAUUUCUCUUCUUCUUCCUUUUUUAUCGAUAAAAUAAUAAUAAUAAACAAAAAUCUUUCAUUUUUCUCUAUCAAAUAGUUGGGGUUGGUUGGUUGUAUUUCCCAAUUUUUUGGUCACAUGUUUCUGCUAGACGAAAAGAACUAGCCAAAAUUUGCUGGAAAUUAUUGUGUCUGGUUAGUCUCGUGAGCCAACCAUAGAGAUAUCGGAAAAUAUUGAGAAUUUUUUCGAAAAUCUAGGAGUGGAAUUGAGAGAGUCUAGACAAAAUCAUAAGUUAUUUGUCUGGACUCUCUAAAUUUCACGUUGUCUCUAAUGAAAAUAAUAUUCUGUAUUGUUUUUCUUCAUAGGAAAUUUUUUUCCGAGUUUACCAAAAAAAAAAUUUUCUACAAAUUAUUUUUUUCAGAAAAUAACCCUAACCCUUCCCCCCAAAGUUUCCCCUCAUAAAAAUUCGCAACAUUUCAGUCUAUACCAAAUGGUGGUCGACCACCACCGCCACCACAAUCUUCCACGUCAUCAACAACUUCGACAGCAGCAGCCACGGCUUCUGGAACAACAUCCACAUCGACGUCAGCCACAACCACAAAUUAUCCACGACGUCGAAUUGGUCGACAAAUUAAAAAAGUCGAUGAAUUGCAUCCAUCACAAGAACAUCCCACGUGAGUUGUUUUUCCCUAAUUUUAUCAAAUUUUCAACUACUACAAGAGAAAAAUAGAAAAAUCCCUCUUUUUGUGUGGUUGGAAAUGGUCAAUUCAUAUUUUUUCGUAUUAACAUAUCAUUUUAUGACUGAAAACCGUAACUUUUUUGAUUUGAUUUGAAUUUUAAAUUUUCCAUCAUCUAUUUUCGUUCAGUUUUUUUUCAUCGCCUACACAAAUUCUAUAUUUUAUUUUUUGAACUAACAUGGAAUUUCCGAUAACUAAUGAAUUGAUAAAUGCGAAUAGACUUCUGCAGACUAGAAAUGAAAGAAAACGGUAUAGAAAAUAAUAAAUAUGAGAGGAGAGAUUUUAUUCAAAAAAAAUUUAAAUUUUCAGAAUGGGAUCGCAUUGGCUUUCUGGUGAAGAGCGAUCGCGUUUGGAAGCUGUUCAACAAGAUUGGCGAAGGAGUCGACCAAAUAAGGUUUGUAUUUUGAUUUUUUGAAAAUUGCACAAAAUUGAGCUGGGUUACUAAUCAAUGGUUUUCAAAAAAAAUUUCUAAAAAUUCUUCAAAAUGUAUAAUUUAUUGGUCCAGGUUUGAUAAAUUUAAUUUUUUUUUACAAAAAAUAGUUUUUAAUCAGAAAUUAAUUUUUUACGUGUUCUAAUUUACGUGAAACCUGGAUUUAUUUCAAAUAUUUAUAACAAGAAUGAACACCGGCGAUAGCCGGUGUAUCAUUCUUGUAUUUAUAAUUUCUCAUUCAUCAUUUUCAUAUUUUCGAAUUCUGACAGGAAAACUUUCAGAAUUAAUUUUGAGUCAUACAUAAAAUAGGUCCCCCUAGUCAGUUUUCAAAGUUAGGGUCCCUCCUUGAAAAUUUUCCAAAGUUAAACACCUGCCUCACAUUUUUGAGCGAAUUUUGGUAAAUUAUCAGCAGAAAAUUGGCCAAGUUAGGCACCCUUCCCUUCAGAUUUUUGAAAAAAGUUAAGCCCCUCACCCCGAUUCAGGGGACCCAUUUUAUGUAUGUUUUGAGUAAGAUAUCUAGAAAAAAAAUCCCAUCAGAUUUCUCAAAAAAAAUUUCCAGUAUCAAUGGUCGAAACCUCGAAGACCCGAUGAUAUUUCACCAAACAAUUCGAUUCUAAGUGUCGAAAGUGGCGGAACAUUAUCACCACAAAAAGUGGUGAGCAUAGUUUCACCAACAAACAACACAACAAUCACCAAUCAUCAUUAUCCGGCUCAAUCUUCUCAACAACAUCAGCAACAUCAAAAUCAUCUUGGUCCACGUGUACAACAUCAUACUGUAACAACAAAUUCAAAUGGGAUGAUAUCACCAUUGGCUGUCUCACCAACUUCGCAUCCUUCAAAUGCGCAUACAAAUAUUGCUGCUGCUGUAUUACAAAAUGCUGUUUCUAGUCCUCAACAUAAUAUUUUUGAUAGAUCGAGGUUAUCGAGUAAAACAACACCGCAAAAAGCGCAUCUUCUUCAACAUUCGCAUUUACAUGAUUCGUCGCCGCUGAAACCUGGAAUUGUGCCGAUUUCCACGCUGAGAACAUCUACGGAAACAUCAACAUCGAAUGAUGAAUCUGUGAAAACAUCGAUCGAAUCGAAAAGUGAAGCUGAAAAUGAGGAAACGCUGAAAAUAAGUGAGGAAGAAAGGCUGAAAAAAGAGCAGGAAAAACGGGAAGAAGAGGAGAAAGCGGCGAGGAAAAUUGAUAUUGAAGAUGAUUUUGAUGCGCAGGAAAAACCGAUUGAUAAGAGUAAAAGUGAGUUCAAAGGAUUUGUGAAAAAUGUAAUGUAUUUGAGCGAAAAAAUUAGAUCUCUGCAUGUUUCUGUAAAACUUUUAGGCUAGGAUCUAAAAAAUCUCAAUUUUGAUAUUUAAAAUUAAAAUGAUCCUCAGAUUUUUUGAAAAUAAAUUUUUGAAUUUUUCAAACGUUUUUUUGGACUUUUCCCCGAAAUAAAAAAAAAUUCAAAAAUUAAUUUUUCAAGCUAAAAAUCUAAUGUAUGUGAGCGAAAAAAACAGAUCUCUGAAAUUUUCUGUAAAACUUUUGGGCCUAAAAAUCUCACUUUUGACAUCCUCACAAUCAGAUCUUUUUGAAAUUUACCCCAAAAUUUGAAAAAAAAAAUUCAAAAAUUAAUUUUUAAAGUUUGGAUCUGAAAAUUCCAAAAAUCAAGUCUAGACCAAUUUUUUUUCCAGACGGUCGAUUUUUGAAAUUCGACGAAGAACUCGGUCGCGGUUCAUUCAAAACCGUCUUCCGCGGUUUGGACACUGAAACCGGAGUCGCUGUCGCUUGGUGCGAAUUGCAAGAAUCGAAAUUGAAUCGAACAGAACGGCAGCGAUUUCGAGAAGAAGCCGAAAUGCUCAAAGAUCUACAACAUCCAAAUAUUGUCAGAUUCUAUGAUUAUUGGGAAAGUAGUGAUUUGUCCGGAAAACGAAAAUAUAUUGUACUUGUUACUGAGUUAAUGACAUCUGGAACAUUGAAAAUGUAUUUGAAGCGAUUCAAGAGGAUAAAUAUUAAAGUGCUGAAAUCAUGGUGUCGGCAGAUUUUGAAAGGAUUAUCAUUUUUGCAUUCAAGAAGUCCGUCGGUUAUUCAUCGAGAUUUAAAAUGUGACAAUAUUUUUAUCACUGGAACAACUGGAAGUGUUAAAAUUGGAGAUUUGGGUUUGGCAACACUCAAAAAUAAAUCGUUUGCUAAAUCAGUCAUCGGAACUCCCGAAUUCAUGGCACCUGAAAUGUACGAAGAAAUGUAUGAUGAAAGUGUUGAUGUUUAUGCAUUUGGAAUGUGUUUGUUGGAAAUGGUGACUGGUGAAUAUCCAUAUUCUGAAUGUAUGAAUCCGGCGACGAUUUAUCGAAAAGUUAUUUCUGGAGUUAAGCCUGAAUGUUUUCAACGGAUACCACAACAAUAUCCGGAGAUUCGAGAAAUUAUUGAUCGAUGUAUUAGGUAAGGGGCUUUAGAAAAGAAAAACUGAAAAAUUUAUCAUUUGUAAAAUUCCUCCAUCGAACUUUGAAAAUUCCAAAAAAAAAAAACAAAAAUCCAAUAUUCAGUAUAAAAAUAUAAAAAUCCAAAUGAAAGAUGUUCAUCUCUAGAUUGCCCGAAUCUAUAUUAAAAGUUGUCAAAAGGCUUUCUCGAUUUUAUAGAGCCCCAGGAAAAGCUUUUCAGAAAUGGAGGGACUAGGAAAUUUCUAGUCCCUAAACUAUUUUUUCCUAGUCCCUCCAUUUCUCAAAUGCUUUUCCUCGGGCUUUAUAAAAUCGAGAAAGCUUUUUCGCAACUUUUUAAAUAGAUCCGGACAAUUAAAAAAAAUUCGGACUUUCUUUUUUCAGCCUUGGAAAAUUCUCCAUAGAUCUUCGAAAAUUCCUUUUAAAAAAAUUUAAAAUUCAUUUUUUCCUUUCAGGGUUCAUCGAGAAGAGCGAAGUACUGUCAAACAACUUCUCGUCGACGAUUUCUUCACACCCGAAGAUCUUGUCGGAAUUCGAGUUGAGAUUAAAAAUCGCGACACUGAUCUCAACGAGCUCAAUGUCGAGAUUCAAAUGCAACUCCGAGUUUACGACGAGAAAAAACGGAAACAAUAUCGAUUCAAAGAAAAUGAGGGUCUCCAAUUCGCAUUCGAUAUUGAAAAUGAUAGCGCUGAUGAAGUUGUGCAACAAAUGAUUGAACAACAACAUAUACCGGAUGAGGAUACGAAAAUGAUUACGAAAUUGAUUCGGGAUAAAGUUGAUGCGUUUAAAAGGGAUCGAGAUCAUCGAUUAGCUGAAAUUAAGAGAAAAGAAGAGGAGGAAGAGAGAUUGAGAGAGGAACAAGAAGUUAAAGAGGAAUUGAGAAUUCGAGCGGAGAAUAAGGAGAAAGAGAAAGCUGAGAAGGAACGGAUUGAGAAAGAAGCUGCGGCAGCGGCUUCCGCAGCCGCCGCAACAGCUGCAGCAAUCUCUUCUCAACCACCACCAACUCCCACUCCCGCCCAAGUCACACCAUCUCAACCAACCUCUUCUGCUGCACCAAUAGUACCACCAAGUUCCACAACACUUAUCACUUCUACAAUACUACAUCCGCCUUCAGUUGAAUGUUCGACACCUAGUUCAAUUCAACCGGUUUCUUCGCCAGUCUCGGCAACAACUACAGUAGUCUCACAGACUCUUCAUCAACCGCAAGUUCAGAAUGUUGUGCAUCCCACGUUGACUGUGAUUCAUAAUAUGGAAAUUGAACAGGAGGUGAGUUUUGAGGAUGAGAUUGAAAAUUGGAAUUUUUUUGAUUUUUAGAAGUUUUGUUCACCCAGAAGCUGUAAAAUCUAAUCAAAUUUUAAAAAAUAGCUCAAAAAUCUAUUUUUUUAAUUGAAUUUUAAUAAGAUAGAAAAAGCCGAAAUCAAAUCUGAAAUUUUUUCCAAAAAUGUAAAAGAAUUUCUAUGAACAAAAAUUUCUGAUUUUAUGGAAGUUAUCAGAUUUCAGACGAUUCCCUUUCUCGAAAAAUUGCAAUUAUUUAAAUUACCAGGCAACCCAGAAAUAAACAUGGUCUGAAAAGGAAAAUUUGGGGACUAGAAAUUUCCUAGUCCCUGAAUUUCUCAAAAGCUUUUCCUCGGGCUCCAUAAAAUCGAGAAAGCCUUUUCGCAACUUUUCAUAUAGAUUCUGAAAAUCUAGAGAUGAAUAUAUUCUUUCAUUUUAGACAAUGUUUAUUUCUGGGCCAUAUAAGUGGGAUCUGAACGAUUUCUAGAAGUUAUACAUAUUGAUUGGUCUAAUUUUAACCAAAAAAUCUGAAGCCCUAGCAAAAUAACACCAAAAAUUAGAAAUUUGGGAGAUUCGUUAUUAAAUAUUGAUCUCAAAAAUUUACCCCAAAUUACAAUUUUUCAGCCGAAAGAUGAACAUGAUGGAAUAUCGAUUUCAACUCCAACAAUUCUGAAUAACACAGUUCCUCGAACAAUUUCAACAGAAAUGUCAACAAUGGUCACAUCACCUGGUUCAAUAACUCCAUCAAUUUUUGCCGAUGAUUCGAAUUUGUCAUGUGAAGAGCGAAAAAAGAUCAAUAAAAAGAAGAUAAUGUUGGAAAUCUUGAAAGUUGAUAUGACGAAAAGUGUUCCGUUGGUCUCUUGCAAAUUGGAUACAGCUCACAAAACAGUCACAUUUCAAUUCGCACUGGGAACCGAUAAACCAAAUAUGAUUGCACAGAAAUUGUUGAGCGAAGAUUGUUUAUCACCGGCGAAUACGCGAAUUGUUGAAGCGCAAUUGGAAGAAGUUAUCACGUUGAUCAAAUCGGAACCGCCCAAUAAAGGAAUUGGCAGCAAAUUUGCGACGGUUUUAGAUGAAUCGAAUUUGACGGGAGUUCCUGUAAUUACAGCAAUGAUUGCGACACCAGAUGGAGAAGAGGAAAAAGUUGUGAGGAAAUUGUCAGGAGAGGAGGAAAACAAGAAAAUUGGAGAGAUUAUUAUAUCACAACCAACGCCCGUUUCGGUAACACCUGAACCAACUUCAGAUGUUGUUUCGACGCCAGUGCCUGUUACACCAACACCUGCGCCAGCUGUGAAAUUAUCGAGAUUCCAAGUUGGUUUUUUAUAUAUAAAAUACUAUAUUUUUUCUCCCCACAAAACAAUUCAAUAUAGUUCUUUUCUUUUCUUUAUCUUUAUCUCUUUUCAAUUUUUAAUAUAAAAAAUGCAUUUUUGUUUUGAAACUGAAAGAAAUUCAUUUUAAAAUUUUUUGAGCUGUUAUUUUUGCAGGUCACAAAAUCUGAGCCAAUCGCAACACCAGCAGUUACAACUCCAGUCGCUGUCAACAUCGAACCAUCAGCCACAGUUGUAUCAUCAGCCAACACAACCAUCAGCACAAAUACAACAACAUCCACAAAUCUUCUCGCAACUCCCUCACCAGUUUCACAUUCAUUAUCAUCGAAUUCGUCGCCAAGUGCAACGACACAUUCGAAUAAUUCGUCGGUAACAUCAACGGCAAGUGCGGCUGUCAGAAGGUUUACAGUUCAACCUGUAUCACAAGCGGAAUCUGGAAUAUCUUCUUCGAUUUCCACACCGCUACCUGAACAGAAUCAGCAACCAAUUCCACCACCGAUUCCUAGUAAUCCACCAGUUGUUUCGAGUUCAUCGCUGAUCUUGAAUUCCGAAAAUUCGACAUCGAAUUUGAGUGAAAGCGCGUCUUCAAGUGCUACAGUAGUCAUGGAUUCUGUGAACACUGAACCAACUCAAACACAAACACAAAAUGAUGUGUUGACUCAACUCGACUCGGAACUUCGGAAAGUCAGUGGAGCAUCGCAUUCAGCCUCGCCUUCUACAGUUGUUGAUAAUACACAAACACCACAAACCACUGCACAGCCAACUGUUCCACCAUCGAUUUGUCCGGCGGUAAGUGGAAUCAUACAUAAAAUGGGUCCCCUGAAUCGGGGUGAGGGGCUUAACUUUUUUCAAAAAUCUGAAGGGAAGGGUGCCUAACUUGGCCAAUUUCCUGCUGAUAAUUCACCAAAAUUCGCUCAAAAAUGUGAGGCAGGUGUUUAACUUUGGAAAAUUUUCAAGGAGGGACCCUAAUUUUAAAAACUGACUCGGGGGACCUAUUUUAUGUAUGAGUGGAAUUUAGAGGAAUGUAGAAAAUAUGUCUGAAAUUUUCAGCAAUCUUCGACGAACGCUGGACAAAGUGUACCGCAGACACCGAAUCGAAUUGAAGCCGAAGCUGGUUUAGCUGGUGGGUUUUUUGGGGAAUUUUAUGAAAGCCUGUUAGAUUUUGAAAAAUUUUAGUUUUAAAAUGGUUUAAAAUUGAAAUCUUUGAGGUUCAUUCUUCGAAAAAUUGAUAAAAAUUAAAAUUUUUCAGAAUCUUAUUGAAAUUAUUGAAAAAUUUUUUGGCAGUUUUUGAAUCGGACCCGAUUUUUAGGGUUUUCUGAAUCGGCCCAGGGUGACAUUUUUUCAAUAGGAAUUGGACCACAAAAAAAGAAUCGGACCAGGUCCGAUUUUUUGAGAAAAAUUCUGAAUCGGGCCCGAAAAAUCGGACCACUUUUUCAAAAUUUCCUGAUUUUUGCACCAAAAAAUUGACUUUUUUGAAAAAGUGGUCCAAUUUUUCGGGUCCGAUUCAGAAUUUUUCUCAAAAAAUCGGACCUGGUCCGAUUCAAAAUUUGCCAAAAUUUUUCCUGAAAUUUUAUGAAAGGCUAUUAGAUUUUGAAAAUUUUUAGUUUUUAAAAUUAAAAUUUUUGAAGUUAAUUCUUCAAAAAUUGAUAAAAAUUACAAUUUUUCAGAAUUUUAUUGAAAUCAUAGAAUUAAAAAUGAUCUAAAAUCCUCAAUUUCACAAAAUCCAUUUUCCAGGCUUACAUGAACGACUGGAAGCUCUCAAAUUGGAACAAGAAGCCAAAAAUGAACGUGAAAAUGAAAAUGAGGAAUCUGGCCAUGCAGCUGGUCCUCAAGAAGAAGGCGGAGAAGAAACGGAUGGAAAAAUACCAAUUGACACACUCAAAGGCUUGGCUGAAGCUCUUGGAAAAGUUAUUCAUACGGAUGCUCGAGAAGCCACACCAAUGCCAUCCACAAUUAAUGAGGAACAAAUUAUUGAGCAGGUUGGUAGUUAUUUUUUAUUUUUUAACAAGUAUCUAAUCAUGUUAUUGUGAGUCUCCUUAUUUUCAUCAUACUAACUUUAGCCAAUAAUUUCGCCGCCUAACGUGUUGCCCGAUUUGUCGGCUACUUCUUCAACAGUAUUAGUGGCUGAGGGAGAAAAAAGAGAAAGAAGUUGUGCUAAAUUCCACUGCUCCUAACAAUAAAGAUGAGGAAUUAGCUGUGAAUAAUGAAAAUGUGGAUGCUGAAUCUGUUACAUCGGGAAGAAUGACGAAAGCGUCGACGAGCACGAGAUUGGCGACGUUUGAGAAUUUGGAAACGGCACUUUCGUCGACACUUGGAACACAUUUGAGACAAAAUGCACCGCCUUCGAGAGAUGAGGGACCAUCUACACCGAAUAUACCAUUUAGUAUUGGAACACCGCCGUCGCAUAGUCCGUUGCCUGUUUCAGAAUGUGAUUAUGAUUUGAAGGUUCGGCUUUUUUGUUUAAUUUUUUGGUUGGGCUUUUUUUUGCGGAAGAGGAAUAUUUUGCUUUCUAAUUUUAAUUGGUAGAAUUUUUAAUCGAAAUAUUUUUUGUUUUAAAAAAUACUUUCACAAGAAAUUUUUGAACGAUAAUUUUUUUUGGCAGCAGAAAAAAUUGGCUGAAAUUUUUAAAAUUACAACCAAUUAUCUCCCCACAAAAUCAACUUUUCCCUCCACAAAAUAUCUUCUCUCAGGGCCAAAUGGAUUUGGAAGGCGAAGAUCCAGAAGUGAUUCGAAUGAUUGUCAAACAUCGAAUGGAACAACACGAACUUCUCGAAAAACAACGAGUCGAGAUCGAACAACUUCGAUCACGAAUUCGAGUUCAACGAGCCGCCACAGCUCAACCCGAUUUAUUAUUAUCGGAUCAAAAUGAUGAAAUUGACGAUGAUAUUCCGAUUGAUGCGGAUUCGACGAUGUUGGCAAAAGAUCCCAAUAGUUUCGCGACGACUUUUUCGCUGCCGACAAGUCCGUCGCCACAUCAGCAACAAUUGAGUCAACUUGUUUCGGAGGUUGGUUUUUUGGGGUUUUGAGAUUUUUGAGGAAUUCAUGAGAAGUUCAGGGUUUUGACUAGAAACUAGAAGGAAAAAUAUUCAAGGUUCUGAAAUUCCAGAAUUUUGAAAUUUUGGAUUUUAUUACUGCAAAAAAUUUCAUUCAUUACUCGAAAGAUUUCACAAAAAAUAUUUUCAAAAAAAAUUUUAACUUGAAAAUGAACGGGUCUAAAAAAAAUACCAGAUUUGUUCAAAUUUCAAAACCCUCAACCCAAUUUUCGCAUUUUGUAGAAAAUCAAGUAGAAUUCUGGAAUCGCAGUUUUUCAACUUCAAAAAAUUAUUUAAAAAUUCAUAUGAGAAUUUGAAAAAGUUCAACUAGAAAUUCUAAAAAUUAAAAAAAUUUAAGCUUCAUCAAACCUUUUCCCCCAAAAAAAUAUUCUAAAAAUCUUCAUUUUUCACGGUCUAAAAACCAGACUCUCAUUCGAAUCUCAAAACCCCAACCCCCAAUUUUUUCGCAGGUUUCAAAAUUGCUCGAUUUCUCAACAUCACCAUUAUCCACAUCUUCUGCCACAAAUCGUAUGACAAUGUCACAAACCGCAGGUGCCCCAACAAUUUCACCAUCUCCAUCAUCUUCUUCACGUCUUCGAGAUAAUCAAUCAGCGCCACCCAGAAAUCCCCAAUAG
This is a messenger RNA of Caenorhabditis angaria, 10379 nucleotides long. The record is from the annotation of a GenBank genome assembly. NCBI's taxonomy places the organism in Eukaryota, Metazoa, Nematoda, Chromadorea, Rhabditida, Rhabditidae.